Molecule: messenger RNA, 3926 nt
Organism: Strongylocentrotus purpuratus (purple sea urchin)
Lineage: Eukaryota; Metazoa; Echinodermata; Echinoidea; Camarodonta; Strongylocentrotidae
Product: intracellular protein transport protein USO1
Exons: 7
Coding region: 337-2241 (634 amino acids)
Source: RefSeq, a predicted model, not a curated record
UGUGCUGUGUAUACGUGAUUGUCCAUGUAAAAUGUGUUGUAUUGACGUUUGACGGCCUGUUUAUUAUACUUUUUAUCAUAUCGUUUGGAAGGGACAUAAUUACAAACUGUUCGUUCAUGGGACAAAAUCAUAUCGACUUUUAGAUACACGUUGAGAUAGGAUACAUCUCUUUCUUCAGAGGAUAAACAAAUCGGAAACAUGAUAGUGUAGCGAGGUCUCCGAGAUGACGUCAGCGACCUCGCAUGUCAUCCCAGUUUUGAAGCAGUUCUCUUCUGGCACUCUGAUGUUUCGGCGAGAAAUUUGAACGCUCUUUUUGAAACUGCAUGUACUAGAAGGAUGGGGAAUCCUACAGAAACUGCAGUCAAUGAUCAAAGGAUAGAUAACUCUUUUGCAGGACCUGUGUCAUCACAAGGCAUAAAGUAUGACACGGACAAUGCGCCUAGAACGACACAGGCAGGAGAUGACGCUGAACAAAUAGAUUCUGGUCACGAUAGAAACAACGGUCAACAUCGUAAAAAGAAACGGCAUCGUCAUCGACAUCACAGUCAUACUGAAGUCGCAACUAACUCUGAUCAUGGAGCCACCAGUGGAGGGCAUGACGGCGAUAACGAAACCGGGGAAGACAGCUCUGAAAAUUGUGAAAAUAUCGUUGUUUCGUCUUCCAUAAAGAAGAAACGAUCCAGAGGGUCUUCCCGACAUCACAAACAUUCAUCCAAAGACGUUGUUUCGGGAGAAGACUCGGGACUGAGCCUGGGUAACUCUUUGAACGAAUCGACAGUCGCAGGAGAUAUUUCUCUAGUUACCCCGAAUGAGCACGAUACUGAAAACGGAUCAGAAGUAAUCACUCAAAUUGCAGAAUGUCAUAAUGAUAUCAGAACUCAAAAUGCUGGUGAUGUUCCCGAAGAGGAAAGCCGAAGUGACCCAAUGAAACAAGCGGUUGAUAAUGAUGACAAGGAAGAAGUGAUGGAGGUUUUAAUUCCCAACUCGAAUAACGGCGAUCAGGCGAAUACCAAUUCGAAUGUGCCAACGAACAAAGAAGGCCAUGUCACUCAUCACGGACACCUUACAAACAGCAACGAGCAGAAAGACACAAGUGAAAGCAAGAAGACAGAUCGCAUGCAUCGGCGACUGGAGAGACAGAAAUCUCAGUACAGGAUUGAAAAGGAGAUGCUAAAGAAACGACUAGAUGGAACCAGGACAAAGUUCCAAGAAGAGAUUACGAAAUACGAGCAGGAUCUGAGCAAUCACCGGAAGGAGUAUUUGGAACAGUUGAGUUCUCUGCAGUUUCAGGAACAGUACGAGAGUCUCAGUCUCCGUAUCAAUGACCUGGGACAGCUCGAAGAGGAUCUCGACAAGCGUUUCAAAGACUGCAUCGAGCAACAAACAGACAUUGAUGAAAUGGAGAGAUUUCUCAACAUGCGAGAGGAGCUAUGCAAAAGCAAAGAAAGGGACAUUACUAAAUUAGAUGAUGAGCUUGAUUCUUGGCAGAGUGAAUUGGACAUAAAACGGCGCCAGUUGGAGACUGCCGACACCUCAAGACGAAGAACUGAUUCUUCACUCAACACGAGCUACUCUAAGGCCACCACUGAUGAAGAGGACUACAUCUUGAAAAAGAAUUUACUCAAAUGUCAGGCGGACUUGGCAAGAUCAGAGGAGGAAAAUGCCAUUCUGCAUAAGCAAGUGUAUUCACUGAAGAAACAGUAUGACUCGGCUCAAAUCCAGACACACAACCAUGAAAAGAAGAUCAAGCAACUCGAGAACCAACUGGUGAUUGCCCUAAGUCAACUCGGUAGUCCAAAACAGAACCAUCUCAACGAGAAUUCCCUGCCUCCUAUCAACGGCCACCGUCACAGUGUCGCCUCGUCGUCGACAGACAGCCGCAUCGAAGAGAUCCAACGGGAAACACGGUUAAGACGCCAGCUGGGCAAGGAUCACCUGAGCAUUAACCAAGAGGCUGCGCUGAGACGGAAACUCUCGGGGAAGGACAGUGGCAUUUCAACGCGCAGCCCUUCCACUAGCAGAAUAUCCAAAAUAACUCUAAAGAGCGUAAAGGAUGUCGGUUUGAACGAGGAGUCUGGUGGGAGAAGUCAUACGCCGGGGAGCGUAGGCGGCUCUCAGUCGGGGGAGGAGGGGUGUCAACACCCGAGUUUAGCUACUUCAGAUGUUGGGACAAGUCCUGGGAAGUCUCAAGCACAGGUUUCUCCGAAGACUGAGAAAAGUUCUGUGUGUGCUGUCAUGUGAUGUGAAACUGAUCGCAUCAUUGUCAUAACUGGGUGGACUGCUGCAACUAUACCUCAUUGAAAAAAAGAGGAAAAAGGAGAGAGAGAGAGAGAUAUUGUUGUGAGGGAGUGGAUGGAGAGGCUAACAAAUAGUAUUGUACAAUAUUGGAGCACCACAGUAGUUGCGCUUUAUAAGAAGACAUCAAUAUUAACUUUCAAGAAGCUCAGAUACAAUGUACUUCCAUGUACUCUGUUAAGAAUGAAAUGGAACGACACAAAUGCAUAUACAUUUGAAUAGACAAUGUCGGUGUCAUUUAUGUAAAAUAUUCAUUAUUCCAGGUGCAUAUAUUACAUGGAUAGGCUUGUUAUGUGAUUUUUGUUUCUGCAAGACAUUCAGAUUUCCAUUAUACAUAUAUCUCUCAAUACAGUCAUGUAAUACAUCCUUCGUGUGAAAUACGUGUAAUACCGCAACAGGGAGUAGUAAAGAUGCAAUGAAUUUCAGUAAUAUGUGCUCAUACCAAAAAAUUAUCGAGAUUAUAUAUAUAUAUUUAUGUUUAUUUUCAAAGUUAAUUGCACUAGACCAUAAUCUUCACACUCGACUCCAAAUCGAACUUCUUUUGUUUUCACAUUUUGAAAAACAAUAUGUUUCAUAUUAUAGCCUUGCAGACAAUCGUUAAAUGUAUACAAUGUAAUACACCUUCGGAUUAUAAAUCGUGAGAAUACUUUUUAGUCCUUUAAUUUGAUGAUUUCCUAUAUCUUAAAAGGUGAUCUACGUUGUUGAUAAUGGUCACAGGUUUGAAACAGACGUGUCUGUAUGGCCUAAGGUAACAGGUGAACUAUUCAAUAUCAGUCUUCCAUUGGCCAUGGGUAUCGUGGAAAACAAAUAUAUGUUUCCGCUAAAUUUUCUAAAUAUCUUGUUCUUUUAGUAGUUCCUAAUAGAUAAUUUGCAACUGAGUUCCGAACUUACACUAGGGUAAAUUCAUUAAAUGCAUUUCUUGGAUUUCAUUUUUGUUUAAACUUCACGCAAGUAAGAUCGCGGCGACGAGAUUCUAGUUAUUCCCUGGGACCCUUAGGGGCGUAUGCCUGUAAUUAUUCCCCACUGGGCGCAAUGUAUUAAACAUGGAAAAGAAAAAAAAAAGGAAAAAAAUCAUGAAAACUAGGUGUUACAAAUGAAAUCAAUCAAAACCUGAUUCUCGACUAGUUCUGCUAUUUUCCUCAAACUCCUGAAAAUAUGAUGGGGGUGUUUUUCACGGUUUUUUUAAUUUCUCAUUGCAGGGGCUCAAACUUAGACGCCCCAAACGUAAUUGGUCGCAGCUAUUAGUAGAUAUGAUGUUUCUUGACCAACCGUAUAAACUGGGACCAUUUCCUGCUUUCCUAUGGGACUGAUCUUAACCGACAAUCCCUCUUUAUUAAGCACACAUGAAAAAACCUGUUUAAAUAUGUAUUCGUGAUUUGAUAUGAUUUUUUUCAACCAUUUUCUUUUGUAUGGAUGGGGAUCUUAUCAUAUAGUCCUGCGGCCUUCAACAACUAAUUUGUGGAGUGCUUUCAUGCCUCUCAAAAUCUUUUGAACAAACUUUUAAUCUCUAUGGUCAUUACUCUGAUUUUGCACAUGGAUUCAAUGAAAAGUUUUCCAAAAUAUCUUGCUGACCUAUAUAGCAAAGAUGUUAAAUCUCGGCAAAAAAUUUAAGUAAAAACGACACCCUGUAA